Molecule: messenger RNA, 3440 nt
Organism: Patiria miniata (bat star)
Lineage: Eukaryota; Metazoa; Echinodermata; Asteroidea; Valvatida; Asterinidae
Gene: vps54
Product: vacuolar protein sorting-associated protein 54-like
Exons: 25
Coding region: 173-3334 (1053 amino acids)
Biological process (GO): Golgi to vacuole transport; retrograde transport, endosome to Golgi
Cellular component (GO): GARP complex
Molecular function (GO): syntaxin binding
Source: RefSeq, a predicted model, not a curated record
ACGAGUCUAUGCAGAACGCAUUGUGGGUACAAGUUUUUUUUCAACUCCUUGAACUGCAUGGAUUAAUCGCGCGAUAUUGGGCAAAAUGGUGACUAACCAGGCGUUCUACGUGGAGAAUCCCCGGAGCGAAAACACUCGGUUUUUCCUGUGUUAAUAUUGCGAUUUAGACGCCAUGAGUGGUUGGGAGAGUCGUUCACAAUCGUUGCAAUCGAAACCCACCAAACUCAACCAGGUUCACCAUGCACAACAACACGGCAGCAGAGCGUCGACUUCCACUGCCGGCAACAGACACGUAACAAGAUCACACCACCAAAAUAGACAUGAAAGAACGGGUUCAAAUUCUGAAUUUGGGUUCCCCAAAACGAGGACGAAUCCUAACUCCACUUCGGGUCAAGUGCCGAAUUGGAAGUCAUGUCGAUUUUGUGCAUUAACGUUUAAGAACCCGGCAGAUUUUUGCCUGCAUUUGAGAGAGUAUCACUGCACCAAGGAAGGUGGCUCCUUCGUCUGUCGAUAUGGGUUGAAUGGUGUUUGUACGACGCUGCCACUAGAGGGAGUGAGUGACGGGGACUACGAAUCACAUGUUGCAAAGGAUCACUCUUUGGUUUCCGUCAAUGAUGCUAUCAAGAAAAGUCCUAACGGCAGCUCAUCAGACGAGCCUGCCUCUUCGGUACCCUCCGUCGUCAAUGACCAACACAAAUGGACAAUCUACUGUUCCCAGGUCAGUCUGCCGGCGGUCCUGAACGACCCCAGGAAGGCCAAGCGGGAGCUGGACUUCCUGACCAAGACCUGGGGCGAGACGUUCGUGGAGAGGAACGACAUCCUUCCAUCCCCGCAUUUACCUCACAUCACCAGGGCGCACUUUGAGAAAUAUCUGCGCUGGACGGGCACUCGCUUAAAAGAACACAAGAAACUAGACUUGGCGAUCAGUACAGCGACAGUAGACCCGUCAGAUAAUCACCAGAGUCCUGUCGUCAGACUAAAAGAGCGAGGCAGUACUGAAGUUGAACAGAUUCCAAAGAUGUUUUUCCGGAAUGACUUUGCCCUGGAGAACCCCGACACCUUUGAAGCUGUGCUGCCCUGGUCACAGUUCAGAGGUCAAAGGCUGAGUGACCCGGCCUCGGGUCAUCAGUCCUCCAAACUUCUACAAGAAAAGCUGAGCCACUACUUGGACAUUGUAGAGGUGCAGAUAGCACAGCAGAUCUCCAUCCGAUCCAAUGCUUUCUUCAGUGCAAUGGCCUCCCAUGAUAAGCUGCAGGAGAACCUGGCGUCCACAUGCAGAGCCAUCCGUGAACUGAGGGAUAAAAUCAACAACAUUGAUGCGAUUCUGGCCCAGGGCAACUUGAGACUACUCAAACUGCAAAUUUCCCGAGCAAACUAUGUCAAGGUCUUCAACAAGUUAAAACUGAUGGCCACCGUCCACCAGACCCAGCCGACCAUACAGAUUCUCCUGACCACGUCUGAGUUUGUCGGUGCGCUGGAUCUCAUCUCCACGACGCAAGAGGUGCUGACCCAGGAACUCUCUGGUUUACAGAGCUUCAGGCAUCUUGGUUCUCAGCUUGUGGAGCUGGAGAAGCUCAUCGACAAGAUGAUGACGCAGGAUUUUGCACGAUUCACCGCAGCUGACCUCAACAGGCCCCUGGAUGGACAGGGCCAUGUGGAUGAGGACAAAUUAACCGCCAUCAUUCUGGGCAUGCUGAGACAACAUCGGUUCAGCUUCUUGGAGACAUACCGAGAGGAGGCCGCCGAAAGCAUUAAGGCUCUCAUCAAACAGACCGUGGUGCAAGCAGUAUCCACGGCUGACAACAUGGACAAUGAUGCCAACAUUGGAAGCCUUGCUGAUCAGAUGAGACUCCUCAAUUUCCCCCAGUGGCUGCAGUUAUUCCGGGCGGUGUUUGAGAACCUGGGACUACUAAUGAACAGAGUCAAGGAAACAACCACUGUCAUCAAAAGACUGGUGGACCUUGCUGCCGGAGUUGACCCCGAUUCGCACACAGAACCGGUCGUAACCGGUCCGGACCAGAAUGGACUGGUAGAAUGCGCCGACGAAGCCACUGCAUUAGACGAAGGCGAGCAAGACGAUGAGCCUCAGCCCCGACCGAGCAAGGUUGAGGAGAUGAUGCCAACAACUGCAGCAAAACUUGACGUCGAUGUGCUAAUAGCUCCCAUUGAACACAACAGACUCACACAGUCUCUGCAGGAUCUCUUGCUGUUUGUGUGUGACUACGCCCAUGACCGCUGCCUCAAACUCCUUAUAGCCAGAGGCAAGGACGGAUUUCUGGAGCGACUGAGUUCGGGUGAAUUUGUGUCGCUCUCACGUGCAAUAGAGAAGUUUGUUGGAAAAUGCGAAAGCGUCUGUGAAAGGAGGAGCACCUCGUUGAGAGGGGGCCUUCAGAAUCAGGCUAACAAGUUUAUUAGUAGAUUCCACGAAGAAAGGAAAACCAAAUUAAGUUUGAUCUUAGAUAGUGAGCGUUGGAAGCAAGCGGAGGUGCCUGCCGAAUUCCAAGAUUUACUAAGUGCAAUGGCCAAAGGAGAAAUUUCUCUGACGCUUCUUGUCAAUGCUGAUAAAGGAAGUGGCGAGAGGAAACCAUUGGAGCUUGUAGAGAUUGCAAACCAAAGAUACUCAGUUGUAGGGACAGUGUUGUUAUUGUUGAAGAUGGUGGCUGAGUACUGUCAGUGUGCGAUUGACAUUCCAUCAGUGACUUCGGACAUUCUCACCAGACUCGUCGAAAUCCUGCAGAUGUUCAACUCCAGAUCCUGUCAACUCAUCCUUGGCGCCGGUGCCUUACAGGUCGUCGGUCUCAAGACUAUCACCACCAAGAAUCUAGCUCUGACAUCACGUUGCCUUCAGCUGGUCAUCUUGUUCAUUCCAGUCGUCAAGGACUUCUUCUCUCAGAAGUUGCCGUCCAAAAUGCAGGGUCUGCUCAAAAACUUGGACAAGAUUCUCAAGGACUACAAUGACCAUGUGCAAGAGAUCUCCAACAAACUGGUCAAUAUUAUGGACGACUCUUUCCGCCACCUUUUGUCGACGUGGGAGGUUAAAGCCCCGGUUCCGUCCGCCUGCUUCCGUGAGGUCUGCAAGAGGGUACGGAAGCUUCACGAGGCCAUUGCAGAGCUGCUGCCUCCAGAGCAGAUUAAGGUUCUCUUCAUGAGGCUCAAUGUGUCCUUCAAGACCCACCUUAGAGACGCUCUGAUCAGAGUCAAGGUCAGGAAUGAUGGAGGUCCCAAGCACGGGUUAGUGACGUCAGACCUGGCGUUCUACACAGAGUUCAUCCAGUCAUUGGAUGGUUUGGAUAGCGUCGUAGACAACAUGGACGACGUGUGGGACUGGAGGUAGCAGUAAAGCCGCCUAGGCGGCGAACUGUUAACAGUAACAAGUACCCCUCAGCGCUGACAUAGACAGAGACUUGACAGACACUAGAAGGCACAAUUUUAGAAUACCC